AUGGCAAAUAAACCCUACAUUCCGCCCCUAAUCGGGUGGUUAUACGAUCUUGUUCUCUGGUCAUUCUCGGUCCUCGUGGACCUGUUCUUUAGGGAGGUUCAUCCGCGUGGCUCAUGGAAGAUUCCUCGAAGGGGCCCGAUGAUUAUCGUGGCAGCUCCUCAUGCCAACCAGUUUGUCGAUUCCUUAAUCCUGAUGCGUGUUAUGCGCAGUGAGGCGCACCGACGGGUCUCAUGGCUGAUCGCGGACAAAUCCUUCCAGCGCAAGUUUAUCGGGCUGUUGGCAAGAGGCAUCGGAACUGUGCCCGUGGCUAGAGCGAUGGAUAAUAUGAAGCCUGGGCAAGGUACAAUUUAUCUCCCGGAUCCUGUGAACCAGCCUACGCUGGUGCGGGGUGUGGGGACCAACUUCGAAGGCCCCGGCUUUGAAAAGGAUGGCACAAUCGCGCUGCCAACUAUCAACGGAACAUCACACAGUGCAGCUAUUGGCGAAAUCCAUGGUCCGGAGGAGUUGAUCCUGAGGAAACCCUUCAGAGCCAAGGAUGCGCUCUUUCAGUUAACCGGUCGCACGGAUAUCACGGACGAUGGAAAAUUCACCGGAGAUGCAUCUGACAGGGACUCUGCAGAUUUUAAAGGCUCCAAAUUUAAAGUGUCGCGGCACGUGGACCAAACCGGGGUUUAUGAAGCCGUGUUUGCGAGACUUAAUGCGGGCGGCUGUGUCGGUAUUUUCCCUGAAGGAGGAAGUCAUGACCGUCCAAACUUGCUGCCCUUGAAAGCCGGUGUGGCUCUAAUGGCUCUCGGUACCUUGGCGGAUAACCCGGAUUGCGGGUUAAAGAUUGUACCCUGUGGAAUGAACUAUUUCCACGCUCACAAAUUCCGCUCUCGCGCAGUGAUCGAGUUUGGAACCCCCCUGGAGGUCCCCAGAGAACUAGUCGAUCAAUUUAAAAAUGGAGAAAGAAGAGAGUCCGUCAGUGCGCUUUUAGACAUGAUAUAUCAGAGUCUUAUGGCUGUCACCGUGACUAGCCCUGAUUAUGAGACAUUGAUGGUUAUUCAAGCGGCACGCCGUCUAUACAACAACAAGGGAAAGAAGCUUCCACUGCCAAUGGUGGUUGAGCUAAAUCGCCGACUGGUCAAGGGAUACACGCAUUUCAAGGACGACCCACGGAUCGUCGACCUGAGGAACUCUAUCGUAGACUACAACAAACAACUGCGCCUGCUAGGAAUCCGUGAUCACCAGGUCGACUAUGCAAAAUUCUCUUUCAUCCAAGUGAUUGCGACAUUGAUCUAUCGUCUGGGUAAAUUGGCGCUCCUCGCGAUCGGAACACUACCCGGUCUCCUCCUUUUCACCCCCGUCUUUAUUACGACCAAACUUAUCUCGAUCAAAAAGUCGCGGGAGGCUUUGGCUGCGUCGACGGUUAAGCUUCAAGCACGCGAUGUGAUGGCCACUUGGAAGCUCCUCGUCGCCCUGGCCUUUGCUCCUGCUCUGUACGCCUUUUAUACUACAGCAUUUACCUUCUGGGCCUACCGUAACCGGAUCAACGGCAUUGUCCCCGAGAGUGUGCCACUGUGGUCGCUGGUGCCCAUCGGAAUGGUCUUAUUCCCAACCGUUACUUUUGCAGCCCUCCGCAUCGGUGAGGUUGGUAUGGAUAUUGUGAAGUCGCUGCGACCCCUUUUGCUGUCGCUCAACCCUUCCUCGGCGAACUCGUUGGUGAAACUUCGCAUGCGGCGCGCUGCGCUCGCCAAGCAGGUCACCGACACCAUCAAUACACUGGGCCCCGAGCUGUUUCCAGAUUUUGAUGCUGCAAGAGUGGUUACCGAUCCUUUCCGCGAAAUCAACCGACAUGCUCCCAAGUUGGAAAAUGAACACCCUCCAACAGUUGAGAUCAGGAUGGCUAGCACAGCGGACAUUGGGGAGGGAUCUUCCACCCAGGAACCUCUUCCGCGUAACGAAUCCUUCCAUAAUCUUGCCAACAUUGGGUUCUUCUCGACCCGACCCCCCAGUCGCAGCCGGAGCCAUAGCCGCAGUAGCUCUUUCGGGGGGCGGCCUGGUACCUCGGGGCAGCAACUGAGACCUCUAAGUCAGCUCAACUCGAAAGAGGGCUUCGAAGAAGUCAGUUCCAAGAUCCGGGACGCUAUGCGUGAACGGGGAGAACGGCGGCGGCGGCGAAGUGAAGACGGCAGCUGGGAUAUGGCCAGCUCCGGACCUGGAACACCGCAUAGCGAGGAGAUCCGCAAGGAUAUCUAA
This is a messenger RNA of Aspergillus ochraceoroseus IBT 24754, 2238 nucleotides long. RefSeq names its product putative glycerol-3-phosphate acyltransferase Sct1. The record is from RefSeq and is a predicted model, not a curated record. Bases 1 to 2238 code for a protein of 745 amino acids. The transcript has 4 exons. Gene Ontology annotation, molecular function: glycerone-phosphate O-acyltransferase activity; glycerol-3-phosphate O-acyltransferase activity. Gene Ontology annotation, biological process: phospholipid biosynthetic process. NCBI's taxonomy places the organism in Eukaryota, Fungi, Ascomycota, Eurotiomycetes, Eurotiales, Aspergillaceae. Gene Ontology annotation, cellular component: endoplasmic reticulum membrane.